Williopsis jadinii is the source of this 3138-nucleotide messenger RNA. It is a transcript of the gene RPO41, whose product is annotated as DNA-directed RNA polymerase. Bases 1 to 3138 code for a protein of 1045 amino acids. NCBI's taxonomy places the organism in Eukaryota, Fungi, Ascomycota, Saccharomycetes, Phaffomycetales, Wickerhamomycetaceae. Gene Ontology annotation, biological process: mitochondrial transcription. Gene Ontology annotation, molecular function: DNA-directed RNA polymerase activity; mitochondrial promoter sequence-specific DNA binding. Gene Ontology annotation, cellular component: mitochondrial DNA-directed RNA polymerase complex. The transcript has 2 exons. The record is from RefSeq and is a predicted model, not a curated record.
AUGGUUGAACAAGUCGAGCAAGAUCACGAAAGUAACGAAAUUCUAGCAAAUGAGUCCAACGAAGAAUUACCACCAACCCUUGAAAAGUCAGCUACAGACUUGAAAGCUGUUGACACUUUUGGUAUGAAAGCCAUUAGACGUACACUACUUGCGAUGGGACCUGAGCUGAAUGCUGAGUUCAUCAAGAACCUUGAUUCAGAACUUACCGACAAGUUGAACUUCUUUACAUCUGGUAGCUCAUCUGACAUCAACUUUUUCAAAAUCUACAAGUCGUUGCCACCUGAUAUGCAAGUAAAGUUUGAAGCUGCUUUGGAUGACUUCAACCAGGAUAGACAGAGACAACUUGAGAAUAAUGCUGUUGUUGCUGCGCAGGAAAGAUGGAGACAUGACUAUGAGGAGUUAAAAGCACAAGGUACACUCAAUUUCUCCAAGACACUAAAUGCCACAUUGUGGAAAUGGUCAGAAGAGUUGAGACCUUUAAUUCAGGAGGAAAUCAACGUUUGCAAUAAAAUCAACAAACUGGAUACCAUUUCAAAGGAUUUGAAGGCUAAAUUGAAAGACAGAACACAUUAUGCUCAAUUCUUUGCCCUUCUUCCAGCAAACAAAAUUGCUGCUAUUACGAUUUUGGAAUUGCUCAAAAUGAACUCAACAGGUGGUGUUGCAGAAGGUAUGAGAAUCACGUCUGCUGUCAUGGCAGUGUCCACUGCGCUAGAGUUGGAAUUCAGAUCUGAACAGUUGAAAAAAUCAGAGAAAGUGGUCUUCAAGGACCUCAAAUCUCCUCGUGAUUUGAAAAUGUAUGCAAAAUCACUCUCUCAUUUCAAAUCUGAAAAGCUUUCUGAAUGGAAAAUGAGCUGGCCAAGUGAUGCAAAGGCUAAGAUGGGAUCGCUAUUGAUAUCCAUGUUGAUGCAUGUUGCCAAAGUUCAAGUUGAAGGUGUCGAUCCGGUAACAAAGAAAAGAGUGAAAGGUGAGGCACCAGCUUUCUAUCACAGUUAUCAAUACCAAGGUAAUGUGAAGCUAGGAAUCUUGAAGUUGCACAAGACCAUUGCGACACAACUCUCUGGCGAUAAGUUGAAUGGUGCUGUUCAACCUCAACUGCUACCUAUGCUUGUGCAACCACGUCCUUGGACUGCUUGGAACAAUGGUGGUUAUCUAUACUCCCAGGGAUUUGUUAUUAGAACUAAAGAUGCACCUGAACAAACGGCAUAUCUGAAGGCAUCUUCUGAUAAGAUUGGUAAAGUUUAUGAAGGUUUAAACGUCUUAGGAUCAACUGCAUGGACUGUCAAUGAACGUGUGUUCAAUGUUAUGUCCCAAGUCUGGAAUACCGGUGAAGAAUUUCUUGAUAUUCCAAAAUUACAAGAUAAGAUCGAGCUACCUCCACAGCCUCAGUCGAAACAUACAGAGCCAGGCGUUAUCAAUUCCUGGAAGGCGGAGGUGAAAAAAGCACAGAAUGAAUUUAACAAUAAUAGAUCAACCCGUUGUGAUGCAAAUUAUAAACUUGAAAUUGCUAGGGCAUUCUUGGGUGAGAAAAUGUAUUUCCCUCAUAACUUGGAUUUCAGAGGACGUGCCUACCCGCUAUCUCCCAAUUUCAAUCAUCUCGGUAAUGACUUGUCAAGAGGUUUGUUGAUUUUCUGGGAAGGUAAGGAACUGGGUGAAGAUGGUUUGAAAUGGCUUAAGGUGCACUUGUCCAAUUUGUUCGGUAUUGAUAAGGCACCAUUACAUGAACGUGUUCAAUACGCAGAGGAGAAUGUUGAUAACAUCAUGAAAACCGCUGCAGAUCCUCUAGGGUUCCAGGACUGGUGGACGAAAGCUGAUAAACCAUGGCAAGCGUUGGCAACAAUCUUUGAGCUUGCUGAUGCAUUAAAGUUGCCUGAUCCAACAAAAUACGUAUCACAUCAACCAGUUCACCAAGAUGGUACAUGUAACGGUUUACAACAUUAUGCAGCAUUGGGUGGUGAUGUUGAGGGUGCUAGACAAGUCAACCUAACACCGGCUGAAAGACCACAGGAUGUCUACACAUUUGUUGCAAACUUGGUAAAGGAGAGAUUGGAUAAACUUGCCCUUGAAGGUGACGAGUUGGCCAUAGUUUUGAAGGAUAAAAUAAAACGUAAAGUUGUUAAGCAGACAGUGAUGACAAAUGUUUAUGGUGUGACAUAUAUUGGUGCAACUGCUCAGAUUGAUAAGCAACUUGCUGAUGUUUUCCCAGGUGAGGACACGUACAAGUAUUCCUUGUAUCUGACCAAACACGUUUUUGCCUGUAUUAGAGAAUUAUUCGAAGGUGCACAUUUAAUUCAAGAUUGGCUCGCCCUCUGUGCAAAGAUGAUUUCUCAUUCUGUUCGUAUUGAUAUGGAUGCUGAUGAGGUCAUUCGUUCUGGUGAGAAACCACCACAUAUGGCUUCAACCAUUUGGACUACGCCGUUGAACUUACCAAUUGUUCAACCAUAUCGCUCUGUUGAGCGUCGUCAAAUUGCUACUAAUUUGCAGACGAUCUAUAUCAAGGAUCCAUUUGCGAUGAAUCCAGUGGAUGCUAGAAAGCAAGUUGCUGCAUUCCCUCCAAACUUCAUCCAUUCUCUUGAUGCCACACAUAUGCUGCUUAGUGCUAUUGCCUGCUCAAAAGAAAACCUGGCUUUUGCUGCGGUUCACGAUUCUUACUGGACACAUGCUUGUGAUGUUGAUACUAUGAACAGAUGCCUAAGAGAUGAGUUUAUCAAGUUGCAUGAAGUUGACUUGAUUGCACGCUUGAAAGACGAAUUCGAUGAGAGAUACAAGGGUUUUUUGAGACUGGUGAAGAUUCCAAGAGAUUCUGCAGCAGCUAAGAUGAUCUUACAACAUAGACACAACGUUUCCAAACAGUUGGGGAGACGUGUUACUCUCGGUGAUGAGAUUUACCUGGAAAGAAAGAGACAACUGUUACUGAACAGUGAAAACCCUGAGGAUCAAAAGAGAGGAUUGAACGAAGUCACUACCGUGAGCUUACUCGAAGGCAUCGAUAUUGAAAUCGAAGCUAUGGAUGCUCUUGAUGAAUCUGAAUCAAAGGCCAGACACAUCAAGGUAUUGGCUCCAUUGAGGCUGCCUGAGAUUCCUCCAAAGGGCGAGUUUGACGUCCAAGAAUUGAGAAAGUCACAAUACUUCUUCUCAUGA